AUGAGGGGGAACAUUCUUCAGAUAAGGGGUGGGACCUUCUCCAGAGACGAGAAGGGACCUUCGCCAGAGAAGAUGAGGGGGAACAUUCUUCAGACAAGGGGUGGGACCUUCUCCAGAGACGAGAGGGGACCUUCUCCAGAGGACGAGAGGGGACCUUUCCCAGAGAAGCAGAGGGGGAACAUUCUUCAGAUAAGGGGUGGGACCUUCUCCAGAGACGAGAGGGGACCUUCGCCCAGAGAAGAUGAGGGGGGACAUUCUUCAGAUAAGGGGUGGGACCUUCUCCAGAGACGAGAGGGGACCUUCGCCAGAGAGGAUGAGGGGGAACAUUCUUCAGACAAGGGGUGGGACCCUUCCUCCAGAGAAGAGAGGGGACCUUCGCCAGAGAAGCAGAGGGGGAACAUUCUUCAGAUAAGGGGUGGGAACUUCUCCAGAGAAGAGAAGGGACCUUCGCCAGAGAAGAAGAGGGGAACAUUCUUCAGAUAA
Macrobrachium nipponense is the source of this 483-nucleotide messenger RNA. Its product is annotated as antho-RFamide neuropeptides type 1-like. NCBI's taxonomy places the organism in Eukaryota, Metazoa, Arthropoda, Malacostraca, Decapoda, Palaemonidae. The transcript has a single exon. Bases 1 to 483 code for a protein of 160 amino acids. The record is from RefSeq and is a predicted model, not a curated record.